AUGAAGUCUGUCAGUCUUGAUGGGUUGGAUAAGACACAAUCACUAAUUUCACACCUUUAUCUUCUUUUCUAUCGUGUUUUUCUUUUCCUCUCCACUUUUCAAUCUUCACGUAAAUUCUUCUUUUCGUCUUUGGAUUUAAAUCUUGUUUCGUUUUCUUUUUUCUUCUUUUUUUCUUUGCUUUUUUUCUCUUUUUUCAUCUUUUUCAAUGUCGAUUUUUACAUAGUGUUUUUUCUUUCAUGUAUUUCAACUCCGCCAUAUCUUUUUAUUCUUUUCCGUUUUUUUCUUUUUAUUAAUCUUUCUUUUUAUUAUCUUAGUUGUUAUGUUAGACUUCUUUUUCACUCGUCACGUCUUUCUUCUUUUUCUUUUUACUCUUCCUUCUUCUCGUCCUCUUUCUUUAUUCUAUUCUGUCUUUCUCUUCAUCUCGUCACGAUUUUCCUCUUAUUCACACUCUUCUUCUUCUUCUUCUUCUUCUUCUUCUAA
This is a messenger RNA of Acanthosepion pharaonis, 480 nucleotides long. Lineage: Eukaryota; Metazoa; Mollusca; Cephalopoda; Sepiida; Sepiidae. The record is from the annotation of a GenBank genome assembly.